This is a messenger RNA of Lottia gigantea (owl limpet), 2868 nucleotides long. RefSeq lists its product as hypothetical. Bases 1 to 2868 code for a protein of 955 amino acids. The transcript has 15 exons. The record is from RefSeq and is a predicted model, not a curated record. Lineage: Eukaryota; Metazoa; Mollusca; Gastropoda; Lottiidae.
AUGUUAUGUCGUGUUCCAAAUAUCAAGCUUCUACAUCAUACAGAGUUGUGUGAUAGUAAACAGUUUUUGCCCUUCACAUACCAAACAAAUAGAUCUGUAAAUUACAAUGAAACAACAACAUUAAGUGAUAGGUUUAUGAGAGAAGGAUGGUAUGGAACAUUCGACUUUAUCAUUCCGACAGUAAAACCUGCUAGUAGACACUGUGGUGCUAAAUACCCAAUCUUUCUACAAAGUGAGCCAGCACAGGAACGAAUUAUAGUAGACGUUACAGCUUGUAUUCGUGAUUGUACAAACCCAGUAGAUAUCAAGGCGUUGAAGUGCUCUGACCGACUAACCGUAUACAAAUUAUUACGACCACCAACUAGUGACGCUGCAUAUUGUCUAGAUGGACUGGAAGCUGACCCACUUAAUUUCAGAACAAAUGCCACUGUCAACACAAACUUAAGACUUGUUCCUGGUUCAGACUUUGAAGAGGAAUUCAUUUUCGAGUGUGUUUUUCCGAACCCAAGAAAUAGUUCUUUAACAUACAAGGCGACAUGGUUUGUAGAUGACGUGGUUGUUUUCGAGUCUCAAUACACUGAUUAUAAUGAUGUCAAUAAAAUCAGAAGUUUUACGGAUACAAGGCUAAGGGACAAUAACAUCACUACACUCGGCUUCCAGCUUCGUUGUGAUAUCAAAGCUGCCAUGAUGGUUGGCGGAACCCAAAGAAAGAGUUUACCUUCAUCUAGUAAACAAAAAAUCAUUGGAAUCAUAGUUUGGACUCCGGUUUUAAAGAUAAAGGAAGGCGAAAAGGCGAAGAUAAUGAUUAAAUCUACAGUUCCUAUUGGCUGUGCUGAACCCGAGGGGUGUACAUUAACAAUUACUGCUGAUAUACCCCAAGAAGGAGAAGAUCAAUGUGAACCUACUCCUACAGCUAAUGGUGGGUGUGGUAUUUCUAUCAAGGCUUCAGAAUGGAACGAGUUUUAUCACUUAGAGAUCACUUCAACUAUAACUGAGGAUUAUGGACAAACUGUUACUCAAAAAAAAGUAUUUCUACGAACACAAGGUUUAUAUUUCGGUCAACGUAUCUGGCAGAAUUACUUCCUCGAACCAGUAACGAUCAAUAUAGUCAAGAAUACAUCACUUAUUGAAGGCAAAUUAUGUCAAAUUCACAACGAUCCGUAUCUCAAGGAUUUCUACAGCAGCACGAGGAGAUCAAUUCAACUAGCUGGUACAUUCUACUUAUUACAAAUGGAUAAUGUGGAGGUCCAAGUGAAUAUAACGGCUUGCACUAGAGGGGGAGGAGGCUCAUGUGUUUGUGGUGUUGUAGUAAGAGUAGGAAGAACUGCCUUUAUGAUCAACCACUGUAACCUACAAAACUGGUAUAUUGACUAUAUAUUAUGUGACGAUGGUGGCGAUAUUCUUGAUGUAAGAAAAAAAUAUGAAACAAAGUUUGAGAUAUAUUUACCAAGCGAUACAAAAAUACAGAUCGAUGUGAAGGAUAGAACUAGUAACAACUGGUUGAAUAUAUAUAUAAACCCGUCAGUAAGAGAUAUUGGUAAAACAUUUGGUUUAUGUGGUGAAUUAACAAUUGAUUCACCAGCUGUACAAUACAAUGGCGCAUAUUUUAACUCAUUACGAGUUAAGGCAGACAUGAACCUGUUUAAUCCGGGCAACUGGAAAGCCCUUCCUGAGUGGACACCUACAGACACUAACAGAUUCGAACAUUGUCGAUGUGAUGAAAAAGAUGACGAUAAAAUAGACACAACUCUGAACUGUACUCGAGUACCAGGGGCGACAACCUGUUCCCCAGACGAGGACUAUGAUCUGUUUCAUAAAAAGAGAUGUAUCAAUCCUUCACGAAAGAAAAGAUCACUCCCUCGGGGCUCACAACCUCAAAUAUUACACCACAGACGACUAAGGCGGGAUGUAAGUUGGAAGAAUGGAUGGACUAUGGACAGUGCUAAUGAAUAUUGUUCUGGUCUGUUUAAUAAUUCUAUGGUUAUUAAGAGAUGUGAAGGUAUAAGAGGUAUUAAUAUUGAAGGGGCUAUAGAAACAUGUUUCAGUGAUAUACAGGUUAUCCAAGAUAUGAAGAUCAGUUUCACUAAAUUGGGUGAAGAAAAAUAUGAGGUAUGUCUCCAGCAUGAGCUACAUGUCAAAUCAGACCACGCUGAUCUUUCUGAUGGCGUUACCUGUGACAGAUGCAGUACCUGGAAGAGACAUAACGAGGCAGCUGCAUCAGCUAGAGCACACUAUCAAACUGUUGCAUCUAAUGCAGAUGCAAACAUAUUGAUAAGAAGUGUUGAUCUUCAAAAGGUUAUUAUGCUACCUCAUAUGCCAGCUCAAGACGUAACAUUGAGGUAUUUUGAAACCGGACAUACAUUUAUGUCUGCUGACUCUGUCCAUCAUCAGGUAGAGCAGCAAAUGAAUCGUCAACAAGGUGGCAAAGUAUUAGAUUUUCCAGAUUUUGCAGAUGUUGUAUCAAGGUGUUCUAAUGUAGAAGGUUUACAGAUGUCAAAUAUUGAUUUUCGUGAUUGGAGUCCUAUCCAUUCUGCAGCCAAGAUGAAGAAAUCUGGAAUUAAGUUGACCCAAAUGGUUGAAAUAAAAGUGAAGCGUGGGUCGAAAACUCUGUCCUACAAAUUGAACCAUGAUGAUCCCGAGUUCAUGGAAUUGGACUUCACAAAAAAAGGAGCAAUGUUGGUGUUUCCUAAGAGACUGCGCCGGAAGAACAGAGGAAUACCCCUUGAGAAGAAAACUGAUAUUGUUGAAAUGUUGUGCCCCAUGAUGCCUACAAAUCGGCGUAUAUUUUGGACCAGUUUUGACAUUGAUAAAAUCUGUGAAGAUCUUAUCAAUGAAUCUACAGAAAAAUAUGAAGGUUCAUUUUCAUAA